Brachypodium distachyon (stiff brome) is the source of this 1145-nucleotide messenger RNA. Its product is annotated as CASP-like protein 1E1. The record is from RefSeq and is a predicted model, not a curated record. Lineage: Eukaryota; Viridiplantae; Streptophyta; Magnoliopsida; Poales; Poaceae. The transcript has 2 exons. The coding region runs from base 234 to 839 and encodes 201 amino acids.
CGUCCCACACGUUUGCCGUUUCCAAACCAUAAAUACAGACCCCGGUCCAAGACAUUAUCGCACACAGACCUACCGUAGCUUUGCUCCCUCUCCUUCCCCCGACGAACGCACGCUCCCUGUGCCACACGCACACACGCCGUUCUGCCCGCCUAGCUACCUAAGAAGAGCAAAUUAACCAAACCAGUAGCACUACACCGGCUGACCGGCCGGCUUAAUUCGACCGGCAAUUAACAAUGGAUCAAUCGCGGGUGGUGAAGCCAGCCGGGCUCUCCGACAGCCGCAGAUCAGGCUACAACAUGGGGGCAGCGGCGUCGGGCAAGCAGCAGCAGUUGUCCGUGGACUGGUGCAGCGUGGCGCUGCGGGUGUUCAUCCUGGCGGCGACGCUGGUGUCCGCCGUGGUGAUGGGCGUGGACCGGCAGACCACCACCGUCCAGGUCACCAUCGCCGACACGCUGCCGCCGCUGCAGGUGCCCGUCACCGCCAAGUCCUCCUACUCCUCCGCCUUCGUAUACUUGGUGGUGGCGAACGCGAUGGCGUGCGUGUUCUCGGCGGCGUCGCUGGCGGCGUGCCGCAGCCGGAGCGCGGUGGUGCCGGUGAUGAUCGGCGACCUGGUGGUGCUGGCGCUGCUCUUCUCGGCGGUGGGCGCGGCGGCGGAGUUCGGCAUCCUCGGGGAGCGCGGCAACUCCCACGUGCGCUGGGGCAAGGUGUGCCACGUCUACGGGAGGUUCUGCGAGCGCGCCAUGGCCGCCGUCAUCGUCUCCCUCAUCGCCGGCUUCGCCAGCCUCGUCAACCUCAUGCUCGCCAUCCUCACCCUCCACAAGAACUCAUCCUACUACUAGCUUCAUUAAUUACCUGCCUCAUCUAGCUCCCCUAGCUGCUGAUUUGUGCGUGCAUGUAUCGAUCGAUUCGAAGAUAUGCAGAAUGCAGAUAGUACAUCCAUGGUACUCUGCUUGAGUUGAUCUCCAUGAAUAUUAUCAAACUUUCUUCAGACCUGUGUACGUUUGUGACGCCUCAUCGGCGCUCCAUGACACAGUGAACAUGUGCUUGCACAUUAUCUUUGGUGAAUAAAUAAAUGAAACAUUUAAUCGCCAAAAAAAAUGAAUGGAGCCGGGAAUUCUGUCACUGUAAAAUAAAAGGUUCGGGGU